AUGGAAAGCCCAGUGGACCUUUGUUUUACUGAAGAAGGAUGUAGCCAUGACAUAGUUCUUGAGAAACAAGUGUUUAGAUCCAAAGUGCCAGAGUCUCAUGUUCAACUUGCUUGUAAUCUACAUUACUGUGCUUUUCCUUUGAAUGGAAAUGAGCUAUGCAUCUGGAAUACUGGCGAUAGCCUUGCUCAUCAUCAGCCAUUGCACUUGGUAGGACACCACCAUUCAAUCACGGCACUGGCAUUUGGAAGUAAAAUCAAUCCACUUCUUGUCUGCUCUGCUUCUUGUGACUAUGUGAUAGUAUGGAACCUGGAUGAGUGCACAAAGAAAGCACUACAAGGGUUAAUGCCUCGAGGAAUUGUUAUAGGAACUCUUUUGGGAAUGGUGCUUUAUGUACGAUUUAGUCCAGAUGACCAGGCUGUGGCAGUAUGUGCUGGAAAUCGGAUAUAUAUGUUAAAUGCAAAGAAUGAGGCUAUAUUAACUGAGUUGGAAGGCCAUCUGGCUCCAGUGACUGCAGCUGAGUUUUGCACCUGGGAGAGAAAUAUGCUUAUAUCAGUCUCUGAAGACAGAAGCUUUAAGGUUUGGGACUAUUGUACUGGAUUGCUAAUAUACCAAUCAGCAGUGUUAACAGCAUUUCCUUUGCUAAGUCUGUUCAUUGAUGAAGAAAAUAAACAGAUUAUUACAGGAUGUGCUGAUGGGCAGCUUUGGAUCUUCAGUUUGCUCAGUGGACAUCAGUACCGUUGUGUGGUACAUAUAAACUUAAAGAAAGAGCGAGAUAAAUUCUACAGCAAAACAGGAAAAUCUAGACAACAAUUAGAUCAAAUACAGAAGUUUUCUAAGCUGUACCUCACAAAUGACAGGAGACCAGAAGAAACAGUGGAAACAACAUUGCCAGUCCUCAGAAUUGAACACUGUGACCAAUCAAUAAAUUUAGGCAAAGAAGAAAACUUUUUUCCUGCUGUAAAUGCCAGAUGUUUGUGGAUAGGAAGCUCUACUGGUUUGUUCAUAAUUAACUUGGCAAACUUUGAAUUAGAAGCUGUUUUACAUUAUAAAGAUUACAGUGGCCUCACCAUUCAGUUUGCUGGAUCAUGCGCAUUAAUGAGGAAGGCAGUUAAUGGGAAGGUUUUCUGCUUGCUUACCUCGAUGUUUGAAAAUACGAUUGCUUUGCUGGAGAUUAACCUUGCUGCUUUGAUGAGAUCUCAGCAGAGUGAUUUUCUCUUAUGUGGAAAGGAGAAGGGGCUUUCAGUUAUUGCAAGUUGCUCUCUGUUGCCAAAUUCUCCAUUGUGUACUGAGUCUUUGAAGAAGGAAAGCUGCAAACCUACCAAUAAAAAAAAACUUGGUAUGAAGGGCACAAUGAAAGACCAGUCACUGGUUUUCCACAGUAAAAUUAAGUCAUCAGGCUACACAACAGCACCACAAAUGACCAUGUUUUCUCCAAAGACUAACUUGAAGAAAAAUAACAAGAUAUCAGAGUGGAAGAGCAGUUGCAAACGAAAAAAUAAAGAAUAUCUAUUGGAAAAUUCUCCUCCAACUAAAUCUGAGAGACAGAUAUCAGUAGCUAAUAAACCAACUUCUAUUUGCUGUAUUCAGUAUUCAGGGGAUGGAGAGCUGUUAGCUUGUGGCCUAGCUGACAAAUCUUUACUGGUAUUCAAUUCCAAUCUGACAGGAACACCGGCUGUUUUUUCAGGUCAUGAUGGUGCAAUUAACUCUGUUGGCUGGAGUCAUGACAAGAGGUGGUUAGUUUCUGCAUCAGAAGACAGAACAUUAAGGAUCUGGUCAGUCCGCAAUACAGAACCUGCCCUAUUUCUGGGCAAGGAGAUGUUCCAUAAAUCUAUACGCUUUGCACAGUUUUAUUACAUAGAUACAUUUAUAUUGCUGUGUUGUGGAGCUGAAUUUCAUCUGCUAAGUUACUAUCUUGACACGAGCAAGGAUGACCUAAAACGAUAUAAACAGAAGAGCAUUUGCAAAUCAGUACAGAAAUUCCCCAUGGCUUCUACUGUGGAGAUUACCAGCCUUUCAGCAAUAAAUGAUUUCUACUCUUAUAUUAUACUUGCAGCUGGUAGCAACCGAACAUUAGAAGUUUUUGACCUCAAUGCAGGCUGCAGUGCAGCAGUGAUACCAGAUGCUCAUUCUAGAUCAGUCCACCAGAUCUGUCAAAAUAAGGGAUCAGCUUUUAGCACUCAGCCACUUGAAGCUUACAAUCUUUUCAUGACCACAGCCACUGGUGAUGGCAUCAAACUGUGGGAUUUGAGAACACUGAGGUGUGAACGUCGAUUUGAAGGACAUAUUAACCGCUGCCACCCAUGUGGAAUAGCUGUCACUCCCUGUGGGCAAUUCAUAGCCUGUGGAUCAGAAGAUAAAAGCGCUUACAUAUAUGAGAUGCGUUCAAGCACCUUUUCCCAUAAAUUGGCAGGACACACGGAAUCAGUGAUCAACGUGGCUUUUAGUCCCUCGUCUCCACAGGAGGAGAAAUACUGUUUGAAAUCUCAUUGUAAAAGAAGUGACCUUUGA
Molecule: messenger RNA, 2508 nt
Organism: Emys orbicularis (European pond turtle)
Lineage: Eukaryota; Metazoa; Chordata; Testudines; Emydidae
Gene: WDR27
Product: WD repeat domain 27
Exons: 24
Coding region: 1-2508 (835 amino acids)
Molecular function (GO): protein binding
Source: RefSeq, a predicted model, not a curated record